Molecule: messenger RNA, 3519 nt
Organism: Colletotrichum higginsianum IMI 349063
Lineage: Eukaryota; Fungi; Ascomycota; Sordariomycetes; Glomerellales; Glomerellaceae
Product: Cbs and pb1 domain containing protein
Exons: 6
Coding region: 1-3519 (1172 amino acids)
Biological process (GO): translation
Cellular component (GO): ribosome; small ribosomal subunit
Molecular function (GO): structural constituent of ribosome; protein binding
Source: RefSeq, a predicted model, not a curated record
AUGUCAGGCAACACCCUGAGAGGCACGCCCAAUCGCGGCCAGGCCCGUGGAGGCAUCCCCUUCACCCAGAGCCCCUCGGUCACCGGCUCUGCUGUCCCUGGCGCCGCUUCUGGCAUUCCUCGCCCUGUUCUAGAGACCCAGCCUACGCAGAGCGAAGUUGGUGGAUCGGGACUCAGCGCGAGCCCCUUCCUUCCCCCCUCUCCGGACAUCUUGGGGAAAAGUGAGCAUCGUCUCUCUGCCCUUCUUUGUGUCGUCGUCGUUGUCGAAUCUGCGACCGUGACAAUAACACUUGUCGUCCCUCGUCGACUUCCCGAACCAAUUCACCCGACAGACCUCGAUCAGAUGGGCAGACUUACCUACGGCGAGCUCGAAAGGGCCAGAAUGCUCGACACGAUGGAUACUGACUACUACGUCAAGGCAAUCCGCAAGAAGAUGGAGAGCGACCUCUCCAAGAAGAAGCAUCUCACGAGCCGAGCGCGUCACUCGCGCAAGGCCCCGCCCGGCACCGUCCUUGCCCUGAAACCGAGCCAGGCUCUGCAGAUCAAGCCCGGCACCACCGUUGCCGAGGCCGCUCAGCUUAUGGCCGCGAAACGCGAGGACUGCGUGCUCGUUACCGAUGACGAUGAUCGUAUCGCCGGCAUCUUCACCGCCAAGGACCUGGCCUUCCGCGUCGUCGGCGCCGGUCAGAAGCCGAACCACAUCACCAUCGCCGAGAUCAUGACCAAGAACCCCCUCUGCGCCCGCACCGACACGAGCGCCACCGAUGCCCUUGACCUCAUGGUCCGCAAGGGUUUCCGUCACCUGCCUGUUAUGGACGAGAACCAGGACAUUUCGGGCAUUCUCGAUAUUACAAAGUGUUUCUACGACGCCAUGGAGAAGCUGGAGCGUGCCUACUCGUCCUCGCGACGCCUGUACGACGCCCUCGAGGGUGUGCAGUCCGAGCUCGGCACGAGUCAACCUCAGCAGAUCAUCCAGUACGUCGAGGCUCUGCGCUCCAAGAUGUCCGGUCCCACUCUUGAGUCUGUCCUCGACGGCCGACCCCCGACGACGGUGAGCGUCCGGACCUCGGUCAAGGAGGCUGCGCAGAUGAUGAAGGAGAACCGUACGACCGCCGUCCUCGUGCAGGACCAGGGUGCCAUCACUGGCAUCUUUACCAGCAAGGACGUUGUCCUCCGCGUCAUUGCCCCCGGCUUGGACCCCGCAACCUGCAGCGUCGUUCGCGUCAUGACCCCUCACCCUGACUUUGCUCCUAUGGACAUGAGCAUCCAGGCUGCUUUGCGCAAGAUGCACGACGGCCACUACCUCAACCUCCCUGUCAUGAACGAUGGCGGCGAGAUCGUUGGCAUGGUCGACGUCCUCAAGCUCACCUACGCCACCCUCGAGCAGAUCAACACCAUGUCCACCUCGGACAGCGAAGGACCCGCAUGGAACAAAUUCUGGCUUUCGCUCGACGACGGCACUGAAUCCUUGAUGUCCGGUGAGGGCAGCCAUACCCACCACACAAACCUCGGCUCCCGCAUCAUGUCCCCCGACAUUUCUCGCGAGCGUAUCGGUGACAGCGUCGCCCCCGGCGACUCAGCAUCCCACGUCGGUAUCGAGUCGCCGCCGCGUUCCGCAGUCACCGGCAACAGCCCGGCCCAGCAAUCUCCCGCCGAGCUGCCCUUCCCCUUUAAGUUCAAGGCCCCGUCCGGACGUGUGCACCGUCUGCAAGUCAUCGCCUCCCAGGGCAUUGCAGCCAUGGUCACCAACGUGCUGGCCAAGCUCGGAAGCGAGGUGGAUGCUAUUGGUGGUGCCCCCACUGUUGAGGAAGGCAAAAUUUCGGGUGGUUUCGCGCUCAGUUACCUCGAUGACGAGGGCGACUCGGUCUCGAUCACAACGGACAACGAUCUCCUCGAGUCUAUCCUGCUUGCCCGUCAAGGUCGCAGAGAAAAGGUCGACCUCUUCGUUCACGACCCCGAGAAGCCUCCUGUCUCUGCUGCUCCUCCCACCAUUGAAACAAUUGCCCUUCCCACUCCUCCCAUUUCCGCCACCCCAGACCUGCGCCGGAGGCGAGCGUACGACGACGAGGAUGAUGAGGCGGAGGAUGAAGACGACGAUGUGUCCCACGUGCGUCGGUCGCGCCGCGCGAAGCACACGCCCGAGCCGGAACAGGUUAUCGCCGGCGUCCCCAACGAGCUGCUGCUGCCCGGCGCCAUCGUGACGUUGGCGGUUGUCAUUGUUGGUGUCUUCACCAUCUCGCGCUUGACCAGUAGGGAGGCCGGGGCGGAUACUUCCGUUCAGCUUCCCCCGAAAGCUCCAAAAAUUGUUCCCGACGACUGUCCGUCCUGCAGCGGAAAUCACACUCACCCGCACCUCGCCGCUGCCGACAAAAAAAUGAUUGUCAGAAGUAUAGUCAGCCGGCAUGGCCGCAGAGCCCUCGUGGCGCCAGUCGCCCGAUCAUGCCACCGCGCCAUCACCACCUCCUCCCUCGUCGGCCUGACCCCCGAACGACUUGACAGCCUCAACGAGGAGGCGGCACUUAGCCAAAUCUCAGAAGACCCGCGGCAGGCACAUCUCCGCCAGCUACAGGAUGGCAAGGCUAUCCGCAAGGCGUACGACGGGUUCCGCCGCGUGCAGAAGGCGACGGCACACCUCGGCUCCGUCGUCGAGCGCGCUUACGUGCCGUCGUCCCUUAUCGAAAAUCCGCCCGCGGCCAAGGACAUCACGCUCGAGCUGCUGAUGGCGUCGCAGACGCACAUGGGUCACCACACGUCUUUGUGGAACCCGGCGAACGCGCGGUACAUAUACGGUGUCAGGCAGGGCAUCCACAUCAUCUCCCUUGAGACGACGGCCGCGCACCUGCGUCGCGCCGCAAGGGUCGUCGAGGAGGUCGCGUACCGUGGCGGCCUGAUUCUGUUCGUUGGCACGAGGAAGGGCCAGAUGGAGAUCGUCACCAAGGCGGCCAGUCUCGCGGGCGGAUGCCACCUCUUCACCAAGUGGACCCCGGGCAACAUCACGAACCGCGAUGUGAUCAACCGCGGCAAGGAGGUCAAGGUUGUCGACCACAAGGACGUGAAGCUGGGCGGGUUCGAGAGACUGGAGAGGACUGGCCGGCCGCUGGUGCCGGAUCUAGUGGUGUGCCUGAACCCGCGUGAGAACUACACCAUGCUGUACGAGUGCGGCCUGGCGAACGUGCCGACGAUCGGCAUCAUUGACUCGGACGCAAACCCGGACUGGGUCACGUACACGAUUCCGGCCAACGACGACAGCUACCGAUCCGUCGCCGUCGUCGCCGGCGUACUCGGACGUGCGGGCGAGCAGGGCCAGAAGCGGCGCCUCAGGGACGCGGAGAGCGGCACGGUCGCGUGGCAGACUCCCGCCGAGACGGCGCGGUACAUGCGGGCCGAGCUGACCCGAUACAUGCGGGAGGCCGAUCAGUGGGUGAAGGAUCAUGGGGGCGAGGCAGGCCAGCGCGGAGGCGAGCAUCAGCUACUUGAGGUGUUGCAGGUAAAGCGGGCUAAGUCUAUCGACGGCGAGUAA